Molecule: messenger RNA, 879 nt
Organism: Penicillium canariense
Lineage: Eukaryota; Fungi; Ascomycota; Eurotiomycetes; Eurotiales; Aspergillaceae
Product: putative beta-1,6-glucan biosynthesis protein (Knh1)
Exons: 4
Coding region: 1-879 (292 amino acids)
Biological process (GO): fungal-type cell wall organization; (1->6)-beta-D-glucan biosynthetic process; cell wall biogenesis
Cellular component (GO): extracellular region
Source: RefSeq, a predicted model, not a curated record
AUGAGAUUCGACCGAUUGUGGCCCGUUCUCUAUUCCUUAUUUGCGGCGGCCUCGGCCCAAUUCAUCAGCGGUCUGACUUUUGAUAGCCGCGAUGAAGUGAGUCUGGUUUGGGCGUUCGAUGGCCAGACAAGGUCCUAUGACUUCUACCUGUGUGCCGGUGACGAGUCAACGGGCUUAUAUGAGUCUUUGGCGCGAGUGAUCACAGAUGGAACCUUCAGACCUGGAGACUUAGUGUCCUUCCGAAUCGACCCAAGCGUGGGUGGGAAUGAUCCUGAUGCAUACUUCCUCAAGGUGGUUCCGUCAGACCCCAAGGAGCAAUGGUCCGGAUUCACCUCGCACUUCACUCUGACCAAUAUGGAAGGCACUUUCUCCAUCAACGUGCUUAAUGCGGUCAAAUCAAUGCAGCCUGUCCCCCUACCCUUGAUCCCUAUAGGGGACGUCAACCUGCUCGACACAGCUGAACAACCUCCAAGCUUCAAAGGCUCAGCACUCAACGGCGGAAUCGGGGAAGACACGACCGAGCCAUUCCUGCAGUUCCCGACACCGACUAUUCCAACCGAGCUGGACCGCAAUGAGCUACGAAAGCGUUGGGCUGUAGACCCACACACCAUCCCCUAUGGAGAGCAGACUGGCCCGACCAAGUAUGCCCCCGUGCCGAAACGAGCGGGCACUACCAUUGCCAACAAAUCACCCACCCCUCAAUACCCGCCCUUCCCUUUCACCAUUGCCACCACCUAUCUUCCGGCCCCGACUGUCCAGUACACCGACACGGCGUACCUGACCUGGACUACGCAGAGCAUUGAGAACACGGCUGCUCCCGCGGCCGCUCCUACGCUGAACAAGAGAAUGCAGCAAUGGUUGGAGCGUUGGACGGAUUGA